AUGUCUCUGUAUGUAUUAAUGUCGUGGUCGCUAGACGUCAUCGACUUUGCUGACUGCAGGGCUUUGAGGCGGUGGCCCCGAAAUCGACAAUGUAAUUCCGUGCUACCGCUCCCUGCAUCGCUACUCUUUUGGCCACAGUCAGAUAUCAUGAAGGUCAAUCAGCGUAUAACUGAUGCUGAAACCCUGGAUAUUCGCCGGAAAAAACUCUUUUUUCUCACACGGCUCAAACUUUUGAAGUUCUGGUAUCACAUUACAUAG
This is a messenger RNA of Sclerotinia sclerotiorum 1980 UF-70, 258 nucleotides long. RefSeq lists its product with no specific name. Lineage: Eukaryota; Fungi; Ascomycota; Leotiomycetes; Helotiales; Sclerotiniaceae. The record is from RefSeq and is a predicted model, not a curated record. Bases 1 to 258 code for a protein of 85 amino acids. The transcript is spliced from 2 exons.